Messenger RNA from Penicillium digitatum Pd1, 609 nucleotides. The record is from RefSeq and is a predicted model, not a curated record. NCBI's taxonomy places the organism in Eukaryota, Fungi, Ascomycota, Eurotiomycetes, Eurotiales, Aspergillaceae.
AUGGCUGAUCCCCGCGUUGAAGAAAUCCACGAUGACGAAGUCUCCAAGACCGUCGAGGAGAGCUCCUCUGAGUCUGGCUCCGAGGCUGGCGAUGAGCCCAACAUUCCCGCCGGUGCCUCCGUCGCUAUCCACUCCCGUGGUGAGAAGAAGGCUCGCAAGGCCAUCGGCAAGCUCGGCUUGAAGCUUGUCCCUGGCAUCACCCGUGUCACUCUCCGCCGUCCCAAGAACAUUCUCUUCGUUGUUAACCAGCCCGAGGUUUACCGUUCCCCCAACAGCAACUGCUGGAUCAUCUUCGGUGAGGCCAAGAUUGAGGACCUGAACUCCCAGGCCCAGGCUUCCGCCGCCCAGCAGCUCGCUGCCUCCGAGGCCGCCGGUGACCACGCCGGUCACGACCACGAGGAGAUUCUCGGCAAGGCCAAGGCCCCCGAGACCGAGGAUAAGAAGGAGGAUGAGGAGGAUGAUGGUGAGGAGGUUGAUGAGUCCAACCUUGAGUCCAAGGAUAUCGAGCUGGUUAUGGCACAAGCAAACGUUUCCCGCAAGAAGGCCGUCAAGGCUCUCCGGGAGAACGACAACGAUAUCGUUAACUCCAUCAUGGCUCUCAGCAUAUAA